Penicillium brevicompactum is the source of this 6033-nucleotide messenger RNA. RefSeq lists its product as uncharacterized. The record is from RefSeq and is a predicted model, not a curated record. Lineage: Eukaryota; Fungi; Ascomycota; Eurotiomycetes; Eurotiales; Aspergillaceae. Gene Ontology annotation, cellular component: nuclear pore; nuclear pore cytoplasmic filaments. Gene Ontology annotation, biological process: post-transcriptional tethering of RNA polymerase II gene DNA at nuclear periphery; RNA export from nucleus; protein import into nucleus. The coding region runs from base 1 to 6033 and encodes 2010 amino acids. The transcript has 5 exons. Gene Ontology annotation, molecular function: structural constituent of nuclear pore.
AUGUCGUCUUUCGGAUUUGGAGGGUUUGGUUCAAACAACCAAAACCAAAGCACCGGCUUUGGCACCGGCUCUGGUUUCGGAACUAGCAACAACACUGGUGGAGGCUUUGGCUCAACAGCAUCCCCCUUUGGAGGCGCUAGUGGAACUUCGGGCACUGGCGCUUUCGGCGGUGGCACAUCAAACACAAGCACUGGCUUCGGAUCUGGCACCGGCACUGGCGGAGCAUUCGGAUCGAACACACAAACUCAACCUAAUUCCCUCUUCGGAUCUCAACCUCGCCCGGGUGGCUUCGGCACAACCAAUACCACUAAUAGCGGAAGCAUGUUUGGAGGCACCCAGACCGCUGGUACCACUGGCGGUGGAUUUGGCUCUGGAGGCGGAUUUGGCUCUGGGGGAACCACUGGUGGAUUCGGCGCCAGUGCCAACACAGGCGGAAGCCUUUUCGGCGCUAGCAAGCCCACUGGCUUUGGUGCCUCAACUACUGGGACCGGUGGAUUCGGUACUAGUGGUGGCUUCGGAUCUGGUGCUGCCACCACCACUCCCAGCACGGGCUUUGGGGGCUCAGGAACCGCUUUUCAACAACCAGGCGCUGGUGCAGUCUGCGAAGGCACCGGAGGUACCCCAUUCAAUGCUUUCACUGAGAAGGAUGCCAGUGCCAAUGUGACCAACCAUUACCAAAGCAUUUGCUUCCAACAACCUUACACCAAGUUCUCUUUCGAGGAGUUGCGUUUAGCUGAUUACCAACAAGGCCGUCGCUUUGGUAACGGCAGCGGCCAGGCCGGUGCCUUUGGCUCAUCUGCUUUCGGUAACACUGGUGGAUUUGGUGCUCAGCAGAAUAACGCCGCCCCUACCGGUGGCUUCGGUGCCAGUGCUACUCCGUUCGGCGGUGCUGCCACAUCUGCGCCAUCCGGAUUCGGCGCUACCCAGACCGCAGGCGGAUUCGGCAGCUCUGCGAACUCUAACCCGCUGUUCGGCGGAGCAGCCAAACCAGCAGGUGGUGGCAUGUUCGGCGGUGGAACUACAACACCCGCAGCUUCGACAGGGGGCAUCUUUGGCGGUUCUACACAAACAACCGGUGGAGCCUUCGGAAGCAACACCGGAGCUGGGACUGGGGGAGCCUUCGGUAACACUGGUGGAGGCUUGUUCGGAGCGAACAAUCAACAGCAGAACAAACCUGCAUUCGGCGCAGGUGCCAACACUGGUGGUGGAUUCGGAUUCGGUGCCAAUACCCAAACAACUACAGCUGCCAAUCCUUUCGGCGGCUCGACUGCAACAGCUUCGCCUUUCGGCGGCGGCACCCAACAACAAAGCACAGGUGCAUUCGGUGGGUUUGGUAACACUGCCCAGCAGAACCAACCUGCUGCUCAAAACAAGUCUUUGUUUGGUGGUGGUGGAUUCGGUGCCAGUACUCAACAGCAAGGGACCGGCACAGGUCUACUCGGCGGUGGCGCCGGUGCUACGCCAGCUGCAGGAACCUCUCUCUUCGGCGGUAACCAGCAACAGCAGCAACAGCCACAGACAGGAGGUGGACUAUUUGGAAAUACCCAACCCCAGCAAGCAGGAACUGGCGGUGGACUCUUCGGUGGUGCUCAGCAACCAGCCAAGCCAGCAGGCGGUAUGUUUGGCUCGAACCCUGCUCCCGCUACCGGUGGUUUCUCCGGCUUUGGAAACUCAACCGCCCAACCGUCCACUGGCGGCGGAGGCUUGUUUGGUACCUCUCAAAACCAGACCCAAGCCAAACCUGGUGGUUUCACUGGAUUUGGGGCCAGUAACAACACUAGCAGCGGCGGCAUGUUCGGAAACACCCAAAACAACACCACCCAGAAUGCAGGUAGUUCGUUGUUCGGAGGCGGUCAAAGCCAGCAGCAGCAGCCAGCUGGCAGCAGUUUGUUCGGCAACUCUCAGCCCGGUCAACAGUCUCAGCCCGCCCCUGGUAGCUUCCAGGCUUCCCUCCUUGACGGAAACCCAUACGGAAGCCAGUCUAUCUUCUCAGGUCUGCCCGCCCCAAGUGGGUCGACCCCUGGACCUCUCGCGACACCCCUUUCCUCCAGCAUGAAGCAGAAGCAGCGAACUCCUUUGCCGGUCUACAAGAUAACCCCGAGUGCUGCCAAUCGUCUUAUCACUCCCCCCAAGCGUGGAUACGGAUUCUCUUACUCUACCUAUGGCUCGCCUGCUAGCACCACUGGUACCCCCUCUGGCCUGAGCAGCAGCCUCCUAGGCGGAGGAAGCCAGAGCCUCCGCGGUAGUCUCAAUGGCGGCAGUGUUGGUCGUAGCUUCAGCAAGAGUUAUUCCACCAGCAACCUCCGGAAAACCUUUGAUCCAGAGUCCGAUAGCGUUCUCUCCCCUGGUGCGCUCCAGGCUGGCAGCACGCGUGGUAGCUCCGGUCUUAAGCGUCUGACUAUCAACCGUGAUCUAAGAAAUGAUCUGUUCUCUAGCCCAGCUAGUCGCACCCCGCCAGCUCCUCUUCUCACCAACGGGGAGGACGUGAGUCAAUCCAGUGAGAAGCUCAAGAAGAAGGUCAGCUUCGACUCUGCUUCUUCUGGUGCCAACGGAGAACUUGUUCGUGCUGAACCUGAGUUCAAGAGUCCCGAGCCAUCUGCUGAGGAGCUCGGAUUCCUUCGCUCCACUCGCAAGAGUGGUAGUCUCAAUGGCAUUGACAAUGCUGCAUCUUCGGAACGUCCCGAAAUGGAGUCUGUCCGCCGCGAUCUUGCCGUUGUUCCUGAGAAUGGACCUGCUGCUACCAACGGUGCUACGGUCAAGCGCCUCACUUUCAUCCCCGGCGGUGAUCCCAAGCCUGGUGAUUACUGGAUGCAGCCCUCCUCUGCAGAGCUUGCCAAAUAUAGCCGCGACCAGCUCAAGCAGGUUGUCGACUUUACUGUCGGACGCCAGAACUGUGGAUCCGUUACCUUCAAUGGGCCUGUGGAUUUGACUGGUAUUGAUGUGGACAACCUUUUCUCCACUCUUGUAGAUAUCAGUCUUCGCAAGAUCACCGUCUACCCCGAUGAGUCCAUCAAGCCUCCCAUGGGCAAAGGACUCAACGUGCCUUCCACCCUACGUAUCGAAAACUCGUGGCCGCGUGGUAGAGACAAGAAGAGCAACUCGCCCACUACCAGUGGUCCUCUCUUCGAAAAGCACAUUGACCGCCUGGUUAAGGUGACGGAUACUGAAUUCAUCAACUAUGAGAUUGAGACCGGAACCUGGAUCUUCAAGGUACCUCAUUUCACCACUUAUGGUCUGGACUAUGAUGAAGACGAGGAGGAAAAUCUCGACACAAGCGCUCUUGCUGGCACUGUCCCCGAACACCCUACCCCCAAGGCCCACUUCGAUCAAUCCACCAGCUUCGACCAGUCGACCACCUUUUCCAUCGAUGAGUCUUUUGUUGGGUCGCAAAUGGGUGUGGACGAUGACACUUUCGAUUUCAAGAAGCGCAAUCUCAUUCCUGGCGUUCCCGGCUCAUUUGCUGGUCAGCCGAUGCGCACCGAAGAUGAGGAUUUUUCCGAGGGCGAGACUGAGGAGUCUUUUUUAGAGGAAGGCUCCACGGGUUCAACUACUGAGAAUGAUGACGACAUCGUCACCGAGAGCCAACAGUCUGGCGAUUCGGUUGUUGGAUCAGAUGAGGCAGAUGAAAUGGACAUGGCGGGUGCCUUUCCUACUCCUCAUCGCACCGUGGAGCACGAAGACUACCAGAGCACCAAUGGUGAUCUGGAGACAACUCACCCUAUCUCCAAGCAUUUUGGCAGCCCUGCAAAACCUCAACUCGAUCUCAGUGGCGACUGGGCCGAGCAGCUCCAGCGCACUAUCAGCCCUCGGAAGCAGAACCGUGAUGCCUUGCGUGAAAUGCAGGGGGAUGCGUUCAUUAAUCGCAACUUUGUUAAUGACGAGUCGUCCGCAAAUGUCGCCAGUGCUUCCCAAAAGAAAGGGUUCUCGAACAGCAUCGAUCUUAUGAACUCUUUGUUCCAGCAGCCACGCAAACAAACUGCCCCUUCUCCGCUGAAGGCUUCCAAGCCACAGCCCAAGGGCUUCGAGUGGCCCUACAACAAACAACCCAAGACCUUUGCUGGUGAUACAACAGAAAUGACUGAAUCCGACGCCGCUUUCCACGACUCUUUCAAGCCACGUUGGGGUCCCAUGGACUCACUUGUGUGCGCACGAAACGACAUGCAGGGGACAAUCUCCGAAGUGGAUCAAACUUGGAAAGAGAGUUACAGUGUCUUUAGCGAAGAGCGAGAUGUCGCGGUGAUGACUUACAGCAAAACUAGCGAGGUCAAGGAGAUGCUCGACGUCCAACGAAACCAAUCUACUGUCCAGCGUGUAGAUGGCACUCCUUUCGUCCGCAUGGCCAAAAUCGACUUGUCACAGUUCCCUUUGUCUCCUUCUAGCCGUUCUCAGUCAGAAGAAGAACGCCUUGUGUGGCAACUUCUCAACAUCCUUUUCAAUGACGAUAUUGAGGACGAUAUUUCGGCCGGUGUGCCCCCUCGGCUGCGCAAACAAUUCUCCCACCGUAUCAAAAAAGACCGCCUCAGCCGUCUUUGGGAGCAGAUCAUUCGUGAAAAGCACACUCAAAGCUUAGACUUGAUUCGCUGCCCUGUGGAACGCGCUGUUCACUUGAUUUGUGCACACCGGGUGGAGGAAGCUUGUAAGACCCUGGUGGACAGUCAAAACCCUCAUCUGGCAACUUUGGUUGCACAAAUUGGCCGCGAUGCUACCUCACAGACCGACAUUGCGAACCAAAUAGAGGUGUGGCGUCAGAACAAUGUGCUUUCGGAGAUGAGUGAACCUGUACGCGCUCUUUACGAGCUGAUUGCUGGUAACGCUCUCCGGAGCGAGGGCAAAUCGAGUGGCGCACUUGAGGACCGGGCUUCUACCUUUGGCUUGACCGAGCGGUUCGAUCUUGAUUGGUUCCAGGCCUUUGGUCUUCGUCUCUGGUAUUGCACCUCCGAAGAAGAGCCAGUCGAGUCUGCUGUCUCCAAGUUCCUCCAGGACCUGGCCACCGGACAUGAGCCAGCCUUCCCUCACCCAUCACACCAGGACGGUACCCGUGUGCAGCCUGGCUCUGAUACCCUUGGCCGCGAGUCGCCUCUCUGGGUUUUGCUCAAGGCUUUCUCGGUAAUUCAGAGCAACGGCGCGGAAUCUCUUCAGUUCCCGGCAUCCCUUCUCCCCGAGUCUGUCUGCGGCGAUCGUCUCUCCAACCGACUUUCUUUCCAGCUCCAUCACGUCCUCACCGCCACGGUUGGGCAACAACAGGCUAUCAAGGUUGACCAGCACCAGACCGACCACCUUGUCUGGGACUUCGCUUCAGAGCUCAGCGCAGGUGGCGAGCUCGCUCAGGCUUUGUUCGUUCUUCUCCACCUUUCGCAGGCCGAUGAUCGCAAGCGCGCCGUUCAAGACACUCUCGCCCGGUUCGCCGCUCAACUUCCCGAGCCUUUUGCUGCUGACGGCUCCGCCGACGCUGGUUGGCAAUAUCUCAUCACCGACCUCCAGCUUCCUGAGGCCUGGAUCUGGGUUGCCAAGGCUCUGCAUGCCCGCGAUACUGGCGACGCUGCCCGCGAAGUCGACUGUCUCAUCCACGGCAAGCACUGGAACGAUGCUCACGCCACAUUCUGUCGCAUCGUCGCACCUAGCGCCAUUAUCGAGGGUGACUACCGCACUCUGGGAGCUUUGGUUUCCGGAUUCGGUGAUGGCCCUGAGCGCAAGAUGCGCGGCUGGGCCUCUGGCGGCGGCGUUUACGAGGACUUCCUGCGCCUAGUCAACUCCACUAGCGGUCGUCGCGAUUCCACCCGUCUGAAUAGAUUGGUGAAUGCUCUCGUCGCAAUGGGUGACCGUAUCCAGGACUCCGGGUUGGAAGGUCUGGAGGAGCGUGUCGCAUUUAAGGAGAUGAGCCGAGCAGUCGCCAGCUGGAUUACCCACGAGGAUGUUCAGUCUGUUCAGUCAUCCGCCGUUUUGGGACUUCCUUUGACGGGCGAUGCUCGUGUCCUGCAAACUGCCGAGAUGAGUCGUCGCUACUACGGAAUUAUCAUGGCGGGUGGCCAUUGA